UAUAAACCCUGUUUUAAGUGAACUACCAAAAACACCCCGCCUCAUCGUUAACGGGUUCAGAUAACAGAUACUCAUCGUCAACAGGAAAGAGAGAAGUCUCUCUCUCGACCCUCUCUCUCUUCCUCCUCCGACCCACCACCUCCACCACCACCACCGACCCACCCCCACCGCACCACCUUUCGCCUCUGUCUCCCACCGGCUCACCACCACAACACCGCCUCCCCUCUCCACCAGCAAAAUCUACUCCAGGAAUAGAUGAGCCCUAGAUCGUCGAACGCCACAAUCGAUGGAUCCAACGCCGCCCGCUGCAUCUCCGCCACCCUCUCGCGGCUCCAAACAGGUGAUGGAAACAGAGAAGACGGGCGUACUCUUCGGAGCUUCUUCUGGAUUUCAACCAUGGAGGUCAAAUCACCCUAUAAUGGAUGUGAAUUCUGGAGGUACCGCUUCUUGAUGAGAUCAGUGUCGUCGAAGUACCGAUUGAGUUACAAGACGGCGUACCAGUUGCGGUGGUUGUUUAUCCACUAACUGGACAGCAACCAGCUUGGUGAUGAUGAUAUUCCUUCUGUUUGGUUUUUAAAGAGAAUAAGAAGUCAAAAAAAGAAAGAAGAAGAGAGGUUUUUACUUUGUUUUUUGAUUUUUCGUAUUUCGACUCGUAUACUUGAACUUUAAAAUACUGUAGUGGUUGAAACAAAGAGUUGCAGAAGAGUGGCACCCAAAAUUCCUACAAGUUUUCUCUGGAAUUUGUAUUUUAGAAUAGGUGUGAAUUCUUUAUUUUGGGAUUUGAAUUCUGUCUUUUUUAAAGGUGUGAAUUCUUCAUUUGAGUGUGAAUUGCGUCUUUUUGAAUGUAUGAAUUCUUAAUUUGAGGAUGUGAAUUCUGCUGAUGCUAGAUGAAGUGUGAGUUGUGUAAUUUUUAUUUUAUUUUUCAAAGGUUUCAAUUCUUAGGGAUGUGAAGUUUUUAUUUCGGUCUGAAUUCUGUAUUUUUCGAACGUGUGAUUUCUUCAUUUAGGUGUGAAUGUGAAUUUUUCAUUUCGGUCUGAAUUUUGUAUUUUUGAACGUGUGAAUUCUUCAUUUAGGUGUGAAUUAUGGACGGCAUAAAUUCUACAAAUAUACAUGAAUUCUGCAAAUAUGAUUUUGAAUUUGGGAGAAUUUGGUGGUUAAAUGGUUUCAGUUUUCUCAUUGCAGAGAGAUUUGAUGGUUUGAGACAAUUAAACUGUACAAAAUGCAGAAUUCACAAGUCCUAAAUGCAGAAUUCACAUGUUCAAAAGACAGAAUUCACUCUUAAUCCAAGGAUGUGAAUUCUGUAAACGGUGUGAAUUCUUAGGGGUGUGAAUUUUUGGCGGGGUGUGAAUUCUUGGGGGUGUGAAUUCUAGGGGGUGUGAAUUCUUGGGGGUGUGAAAGGGGUGUGAAUUUUGGAGGGUGUGAAUGCUGGGGGGGUGUGAAUUUCGUUGGGUGUGAAUUUUGGGCGAGGUGUGAAUUCUGAGGGAUGUAAAUUAUGGGAGGUGAAUUUUUGGGAUAUGAAAAGUGAUAGGGGUAAAAAAGUAAAAGCAUCUUUAAAAAGGGUCUAGAUGGGAUAGCAUUUUAAAAAAGAGUUUGCAUGGAACCCCAUAUAAAAUUUGGGACCGGCCAGGAAUUUCCCCAAAAAAAAGUCCUAAAAAAAAAAGGGUUGUUCCAGGCCGGCCCUGUUUUGUCCUCCUCUACCUGUCAAGGCCCGUCCAUUGUCAACUCCUACCCGUAUAAACUCUGUUUUAAGUGGAGUACCCAAAUUGCCCCGUCCAUGAGUAAGCAGCAGCAGCAGAGUGAGAGCGUCGACGAGAAGUUACCAUCGCUCAACCUCAACCGCGACGACGUACUGUUCCGAUCCGAGCUGCGCGAGGCGUUCGAGUCGUUCCAGCUCCUGGAGACUGGCGAUGGCGCCAGAGGAGCUGGCGUGGCUCUACGACUCCAUCUUCGAGAAGUUCGACUGCGACGGAAGCGUGUUCCUCCAUCUGGAGGAGUUCCAUUUUGGUUCUCCGGCGACAACGGCGAGGACGGUGGCCGGCAUCGUUAUUGAAGGCAGGAUGGUGGUCGGCGAAGAUGUGAAUCUGACGGGUGUGAUUUUGUGUUUGACAGAUUCAAUCUAAGGGUGUGAUUUUAUGAAUCUGUAGGCGAGAUUCAGUGAAUCCAAUUUGGGAGAGAUGAGUUUUCGACGUGACGACGACGCCUAUCGGGAAAAAAAAUUAAAUAUUUGUUUACCUACUCUAAGU
Messenger RNA from Rhododendron vialii, 2243 nucleotides. RefSeq lists its product as uncharacterized. The coding region runs from base 1595 to 2050 and encodes 151 amino acids. The record is from RefSeq and is a predicted model, not a curated record. The transcript has a single exon. Lineage: Eukaryota; Viridiplantae; Streptophyta; Magnoliopsida; Ericales; Ericaceae.